This is a messenger RNA of Apus apus (common swift), 6474 nucleotides long. RefSeq names its product FHF complex subunit HOOK interacting protein 2A (gene FHIP2A). The record is from RefSeq and is a predicted model, not a curated record. Bases 49 to 2385 code for a protein of 778 amino acids. Lineage: Eukaryota; Metazoa; Chordata; Aves; Apodiformes; Apodidae. The transcript has 18 exons.
GAGCUCUCGCGGUCCUCCCGGCAGCGGCUGCUGCAGUCGCGGGACAGGAUGUUCUCCAAGUUCACCUCCAUCCUGCAGCACGCCGUGGAGGCGCUGGCACCUUCCCUUCCAUUACAAGAAGAUUUUGUUUACCACUGGAAGGCAAUCACUCAUUAUUACAUAGAGACAUCAGAUGACAAAGCUCCAGUGACUGAUACCAACAUUCCUUCUCACCUGGAACAGAUGUUGGAUAUUCUAGUUCAAGAAGAAAAUGAGCGGGAAUCAGGGGAGACAGGACCAUGUAUGGAAUAUCUGCUACAUCACAAGAUUUUGGAGACACUCUACACACUAGGAAAAGCUGAUUGUCCUCCAGGAAUGAAGCAGCAAGUUUUGGCUUUUUAUACAAAACUUCUUGGAAGAAUACGGCAGCCUCUGCUUCCCCACAUAAAUGUACAUAGGCCAGUGCAGAAAUUAAUUAGGCUAUGUGGUGAAGUUCUGGCAACACCAACAGAAAAUGAAGAAAUUCAGUUUCUCUGUAUAGUGUGUGCAAAGCUGAAACAGGAUCCAUACUUGGUCAACUUCUUCCUUGAAGUCAUGCAGGAUCCUGUUUUGCACCUUUACAGGAGGCAGAAUAAGUUAAAAGCAAUGGCUUCCAAAGGAUCAGCAAGUGUAAUCACAGAAGACAUGCUAAAAGGCCAGGAGUCUUUGGCAACAGACACGGGACAGCCUGUUCAGUCUGAAGAAACCCCCAGUGCUGCUGGAGCAGAGCAAAUGGAGAAGGAAGAUGACCUCCUACAGCAGGCAGAUGAUCUAUCUUUCAGUCUGGAUGAACUAAAUGUCACAUCAUCACCUGAGUCCUCCACUGUUGGUCCAAAGCAAGACUAUAAUUUAGUGAAUUCUCUACUAAACCUCACUAAAAGUCCUGAUGGCCGGAUUGCAGUGAAGGCCUGUGAAGGCCUCAUGCUCUUGGUGAGUUUGCCAGAACCAGCAGCUGCCAAGUGCCUGUCUCAGAGCACUUGUUUAUGUGAACUGUUGACAGACAGGCUGGCCACCCUCUACAAAGCCUUGCCUCAGUCACUGGAUCCUUUAGACAUUGAAACAGUGGAGGCAAUUAACUGGGGUUUGGAUUCCUAUAGCCACAAAGAAGAUGCAUCUGCUUUUCCAGGGAAAAGAGCGUUGAUUUCUUUUCUUUCAUGGUUUGACUACUGUGAUCAACUCAUCAAAGAAGCACAAAAGACUACUGCUGUUGCUAUGGCAAAAGCUGUGCGGGAACGAUUUUUCAUUGAUGUUAUGGAACCCCAGCUGAUGCAAACUUCAGAGAUCGGAAUCCUGACAUCAACUGCACUGUUGCAUCGCAUUGUGCGCCAAGUGACUUCAGAUGUCCUGCUGCAGGAGGUAGUUUAUUUUAUCCUGGGUGAGCACAGAGAGCCAGAGACUUUGGCAGACAUCAACAGACACCCGUUGCGACACAGGUUGAUCGAACACUGUGAUCACAUUUGUGAUGAGAUCAGCAUCAUGACUUUACGAAUGUUUGAGCACCUUUUGCAGAAGCCCAAUGAGCACAUCCUUUAUAAUUUGGUUCUGAGAAAUUUAGAAGAAAGAAACUACAUAGAAUACAAGCCUCUCUGUCAAGAAGAUAAAGAUGUGGUAGAGAAUGGACAAAUUGCAGGGGCAGUAGACCUAGAGGAAGAUCCAUUAUUUACUGAUCUGUCUCCAGAUAACACGUUAUCAGCUCAAGAGUGGCUUAGUGCUUCUCCACCUGUCAGUCCAGAUCAUUCAAAAAAUGAUGGGAAGACUGAAGUUCAUAAAAUUGUAAAUAGUUUUCUCUGUCUUGUACCUGAUGAAGCUAAGUCAUCAUACCAUGUGGAGGGUACAGGUUAUGACACUUACCUCAGAGAUGCCCACAGACAAUUCCGGGAUUAUUGUGUCAUCUGUUUACGGUGGGAGUGGCCUGGAUCUCCCAGAUCUUUGGAAAAGUGCAAUUUAGAAGCAUCGUUUUUUGAAGGACACUUCUUGAGAGUCCUCUUUGAAAGAAUGGGCAGGAUUCUUGAUCAGCCCUAUGAUGUAAAUUUACAAGUUACGUCAGUGUUGUCCAAACUGUCCUUGUUUCCCCAUCCUCAUAUACACGAAUACCUUUUGGAUCCUUAUGUAAACCUGGCUUCUGGCUGCAGGUCUCUCUUCUCUGUCAUUGUCAGGGUCGUUGGGGACCUCAUGGUUAGAAUCCAGCGCAUCCCAGAUUUCACUCCCAAACUUCUGCUGGUCAGAAAACGCCUACUGGGAUUGGAGCCGGAAGGGCCCAUCAUUGACCACAUGACGUUACUAGAGGGCGUGAUUGUGCUGGAAGAAUUCUGCAAAGAGCUGGCAGCGAUUGCUUUUGUGAAGUAUCAUGCCUCAUCUACACCAUAAGCAGCCUUGAUGAGUUGCCAGGGUGUAAAACCACCUUGCUUGUCUCAGUCUAGAAGACUAUUGACAACACCCAGAUAGUAAGAGGUGGUGCCUUCUGGCAAAGUGUCAGUUGACAUUUGGCAGAAUUGGAAGUUGUUACUUUCACCAGAUGUUGACAUGGCAAGAGAGGGGGAUUUAAAUGGAUCUAGAACGUGAUUAAAGGCGUCUGGGUAAAAACCAAUACAUAGCAUUUCUAGCCACUGUGUGAAGAGCAAAAGCUGAAUGAAGAACCACAGACAUCAGACCUUGGUUAUUCUGUUAUAAUGACAGUGUUUAGAGAGUUGGGUCUUUUGUAUGUUCUGGGGCUCGCCAGUUUUUUUGUUUUGUGACCAUAUUACUUUCAAAAAGCAAAUUAAUAUUACAGCAUUUUUAUGUCUUAAUUCUUUUUCUUUUCAGUUGGAUAUAUGAAAGGAAAUCACAACUAUGGUUGCAAUGUAUAUUAUUAAAAAACAGAGGUUCAAAAAAUUCACUAAUCCAUAUACAGUAAGAUCUGUUAAUAAGGGAUCAUUUUUGUUUGAAUCUAAAAGACAACUCUGAACUUGAUUCCCCCGUAGAUUAUUUCAAGAGAUAUAUCAGUAUAAAAUCAAUACUAAUGGAAUUAAUCCUGAUUCAGCAACACAUCCAUAACAAAUAUAUCCAAAGCAUACAUGAUUCUAGCAUGUUUGUCUCUUGUCAUUCCAAGUGAUAGCUCUUUAGGUCAUCUGCAUAACUAGAUUUCCUUUAAAUUUUUUGCAUGUGAACUUCAGUUUAUUGACUCGUGUCACCUUUGCAGGCAAGUUAAUUAUAGGUCAUUAGUAGUUGUUGCUGAAACUGUAUUUUUAAUUUCAUAAUACAUAAUAAUUCUUUUAUGUUGGUAUGUAGCCUGAAUUGGUUUAAGACUCUUGUGCCUUGAAAAUUGGCAGCAUAAACUUUCUGUCAUUUUUAGAAAUGCCCAGCAAAAGAUUAACUGAUACCAAUUCAGUUAAAGCAUUGAUACCAUAUAUAUAUAGGACCAAAAUUUAAGCCUGCUUUUCAUCAUGCUGGGAUGCAGAAAUGUCUCUCAGCGAGUCUUUUCCAAUGUAAAUAGUAUAGCUUUGGAAGUGGAGGGCCAUCCCAUGUGGACUUCUCUGGGUCAAUGCCAGCCUGCCCUUGGGACAGCUCUUGCUGCUCAGUGCCACACCUGCACUGGCAGGUGCAGGUGGCUGGGCUUUAACCCUCCAGUCACACUGAGGGACUUGGGGAGGGACCUCCCCUGCUCUCCCCACCAGUGUGGCAUACCUCUUUCUGCCCCUGUGAACCUAACAAGGUAGAGUUUAGCUCCUUGUGUUUACAUUGUAUUUCUUUGUUUCUUCGUCCUCCUAUCCUAUUUGCACAGCUAAUGCCCAUUUCAAAUGUCAUGCUCAUAUGCAAAUAUGGACUAAUUUACUCAAGUCACUAAAAUUUUUCUGGAUUUACAUGCCUGUACCUAGAAUCAGAGUCUGCUCUGAAUCAUGCCUUUGAGGUCUUGGUUUUUUAAUAUUUAUGACACCUGGAUGUUGAGAGGCCUUUUAAGUUAGCAGGUUAAUUAGAACAGUGUCACAGUUAAUGGGCUAAAUUUAUUCUUGUUGCAACAGUGAAGAGGGUCCUGCUGUAAAAGCUUCCAAUACAGGUUCAGCUGGAGAGAGCAGUUGUGGAACUGGGGAAACAUCUUGGCAGGUAAAUCCUGUAUUCAGUGGCUCCCUAUACUGAAAAGCUUUUGUACAAAGCAUUUAGUAAUGUACAAAAUAUCUGGAACACAAAAGCGUGUUUUACUUCCUCACCUACCUGUUUCUUGCUGAAUUUAGCCCUGAAGUGUUUUCAGGUCAAAGCAGCAUAGGAGGAUAAAGGUUUUUUAAAGUAACACUUUUUUCAUUUUUGUCCUUUAGAAACAUACCUUGAAAAUAGCAAAUAAUUUUUAGGCUAUGUGUUAAUGUAACAUACCUGACACUUAGUUUAGCACAUGUCAGUGUCUAUGCAGAGUUAUAAAUAAGGUCCCAAUUCAGCAAAACAGUUGAAUAUAAGCUUCAUUUCAGGAGUUUUAUACUUAAAUCCCUAUCUCUUCCAUGAACAAAGUUAAGCUGUUGAGCACAAAUGCUCAUACUUUACUGAAUUUGAGUCUUCAUUGGUUUUGCUGGAGCUUAACUACUUAUUCCUCAAAUUUUCUAUUUUCAUUAUUUAUUUUUUUAAAGUGUAUGUUCCAGAAUAUUUCUAAUGUCCCAAUUUCAGUGUAAACUGGAAGUGAUCAUACUACUAUAAAUGAAAGUGAGGGAAAUGUUAAACAAAACUUGUAAGAGCAUUCCAAUUAAUAUACCAAUUUAUAAAGCCACUCGAGAUGCCUGAUCUCAAAUGAUAGCAUUAACAUCACCUCUGUUGUUGUUUUCACUGAUACUUGAGCUCAUUACAUUGUAAGGAAUUGUAUCAGUCAGCUUCUGGAAGGACUGUUGCAACUUCUGUAGCAUUUUAGUGCAAAACAGUCUGCUGAGCUGCAAACACAAUUCCUUCACGCUUGUCCAUGAGAAAAAUAAGCACCCUUAAAUUCAGGAUAUAGUUGUUUGGUCUCCAGCAAUAUUGGUGAUGUUCUUGCAAACCAAAUGUUAUUUAGUUGAUAAAUUUAGAAGACAUGGAUCCAUCCUGAUGGAAGUGAAGCAAUCCUUAACAUUGCUUAAAUCUAAACUGCUUUUUGUGAGUGUUGCCUAUAAACCCUUAAUUUUACCAGACAUGGUAACAACUACCUUUAUUUUUAUAAAAGUGAUUUAAUCUUUCUUAAAGAGAUGGAACUCAUUUAAUUAUUUUUGGUGAUGAUAUUUUCCAUGCACUUUUUUUUUUUUUUAAAAAAGGUUAGAAUUUAGUUCAAGUCCAUGUUUUCACCCUUCCAAUCUAUGCAUGUCAUUGAGGUGCCCAUUUUGUUUCUGUGUGUGUGUUUGUAUGUGGUUAUUUAUUACCCAGAGAUGGACACCUGAGAAAAUAUAUGGCCUGAAGUUCACAGCCUAUGAAGAUCCUCCAGAUAUCUGGGGAGUGCAAGUGAUCGUUACCUUAGAAAAUACAGCCACUAAAAUUAGGUUGAAAUACUUGAGAGGUAAUACUAGAAUAAUUUUUUUAUUUCAAAAAGCAGAUCCAAACCACAUUUUAAUCCUGAUGCACAUGUGUGUAAAUAGACACAUUUUUACUUUUUUUUUUUUUUUUUCCAUUUAUAGUAUGUAUUUGAUUUAGACUCAGAUAUAGAAACAUUUGUAAUAAGCCAUGUGCUAGCUCUGGUAGAACAGGUUUGUCCUUAGUUUCUCAUAUGUCUGUAAUAUUCCUUGUAUUCAGAUCCUGUCUGUGUAAUGUUCUUACUAUGUAUUUGUUUGUGCAAUAUAAAAGCUGUGAUUUGAUACACAGCUUGAGUCUGGUUGUACAUCACCUAUGUGUGUGUGUAUAUAUAUAUAUACACAUAUAUAUAAAAAAAAGGACCAGAAUCCCAAGCUCGCUUACACUAUAAUUAGUGUAAAGAUGGUCACACUUAAUUUUACAGGGCAUGAGUAAUCAUGGAAUGGCUUUCUAAAUGCAUGGCAAUUUCUACCAUAACCUGUUCUAUAAUUUCAGAAAUGGCAUUUUACUAGUCCUAUUUGCCUUCUUUAAAGAAAUCCUAAAUGGAAGUGUCAGGUAAAAUCGAAGGAUUGUGUAGUAGACUUGGAGCUACCUGCAAAAUCCAUAUCUGACAUGGUGUAUCCCACAGGGUUUUAAAACCAUGAUCCUCAAUGCCUUCUGUGCCCUGUAAAAUAGUGUAGCUAUAUAAAAUAUAUACUCUUUGUUUUGCCUCCUGCCUUGUUUACAUUAAACAGAGGAUAUUCAGUAAAUUUUUUUCUAUUAAACUUUGUGUAGGUCACUUACUGACAGUGUUGCCAAGGUUUCACAGGUGUGGGAUUUCCAUUGAGGAACUGUUGAAACAGCCACAUUACCAGACAUACAAUAUUAAGUUUUAUGAAGGAGGUUGUGAUAAAUUCCAAUUUUUUUUGCUAAAAAAUGCAUGGAGGAUUAAAAGGGAUAUUCUCAAAAUAAAUUAAUUUCAAUGAA